Apis mellifera (honey bee) is the source of this 594-nucleotide messenger RNA. RefSeq names its product larval cuticle protein LCP-17. The transcript is spliced from 2 exons. Gene Ontology annotation, molecular function: structural constituent of chitin-based larval cuticle. The record is from RefSeq and is a predicted model, not a curated record. Gene Ontology annotation, cellular component: chitin-based extracellular matrix. NCBI's taxonomy places the organism in Eukaryota, Metazoa, Arthropoda, Insecta, Hymenoptera, Apidae. Bases 109 to 501 code for a protein of 130 amino acids.
GUGAUGACCACAGUUUCGUAUAAAAGCGCAUUCGUGUCACACAGGAACCACAUUCGAAAUCAUAGUUCCUUCCAUUGGAUUUGAUUGGUAGUAAUCACCUCUUUUAAAAUGAAAUUUCUCGUAGUAAUCUGUCUUACAAUUUUGGCAGUAGCUUCAGCCAAUGUGAGCAGUCAACCGCCUGCGGUUAUUAUAAAACAGAGCCAAGAUAUUUCGGCUGAUGGAUCCUAUUCCUUUUCUUAUGAAACCGAUAAUGGAAUUUAUCACUCUGAAAGUGGAACUCCCGUAGUUACUAAUGCAAGAAGCGCACCUGUCGUUGUUACUCAAGGAGAAUAUCAAUAUUAUGCACCCAAUGGAACUCCGAUUAAAAUAAAAUAUGUUGCUGAUCAAAAUGGAUUUCAACCUGAGGGCGAACAUAUCCCUCUUAUUUCUGCAUCAAUCAAAAGAGCACUUGAAUACAUUAGAACACAUCCACCACAACCUGAACAAUCUAAUUUGAAAUAAAUUUGUAUUCCAUUUUUUUUGAACAUCACCAAAUAAUAUUAUAUUUUGUACAAAAUAGAUAAACAGUAAUAAACAAUCAUUAACUACCUUAAA